Messenger RNA from Entelurus aequoreus (snake pipefish), 3883 nucleotides. Its product is annotated as gamma-aminobutyric acid receptor subunit rho-1-like. The transcript has 10 exons. The coding region runs from base 314 to 1765 and encodes 483 amino acids. Gene Ontology annotation, cellular component: membrane; synapse; GABA-A receptor complex. Gene Ontology annotation, biological process: signal transduction; regulation of membrane potential; chemical synaptic transmission. The record is from RefSeq and is a predicted model, not a curated record. Lineage: Eukaryota; Metazoa; Chordata; Actinopteri; Syngnathiformes; Syngnathidae. Gene Ontology annotation, molecular function: neurotransmitter receptor activity; GABA-A receptor activity; extracellular ligand-gated monoatomic ion channel activity.
CCGCCUCUCGCUCGCUGCAGGGAUCAAAUCUGCACCAUCUGACGCUCAAGGAUUUAUGGGUUUAGUCAAAAUUGCUUUUCCCACUGUGGAGAUUAAGCACCGGAGGAUGUAGGAUGUUUUCCACUCGGCCCGUAUAGAAUAACCCAGUCAGUGUAGCGUCGCUUGUUUUUUGUUUUUUUAACUCCCCACGUAGCAGCUCAGACGCUGGCUGAUGGGAAUGCCCGAGGAAGUAGUUGGAGCCCAGGCGGGGAGCAGCACCUUCUGACUGACGGGAGAGAGCCGAGCGAAGUUUGUCCUCCGGGGAAUGUGAGCCAUGCGGGUGGAUACUCUCCUUGUGUUCUUUGUGGGCGCUUGCCUGGCGGGCGCCGCCGGGAGCACGGCUCGGUGGCGGGGUCACAAGCUGGAGACCUUCCAACAAAGCAGGUCCCGAAGAGAAACAAGAAUGGAAGGAGGUUCCGGUCACAAAACAGGAAGGGUUAUAAUUCACAGCCCAAUUUACAAGAGAAGCCCUGAUAUGACCAAAUCCCUGAUGACCAAAUCGGAGCAGCUCCUCAGAAUAGACGACCACGACUUCACCAUGAGGCCUGCCUUCGGAGGUCCUCCGAUUCCUGUCGGAGUUGACGUUCAGGUGGAAAGUUUGGACACCAUCUCUGAGGUGGACAUGGAUUUCACCAUGACGCUUUAUCUACGUCAUUACUGGAAGGAUGAACGCCUGUCCUUCCCCAGCACUAACAACCAGAGCAUGACCUUCGACAGUCGCCUGGUGAAGAAGAUUUGGGUCCCCGAUAUGUUCUUUGUGCACUCCAAGCGCUCUUUCAUACACGACACCACGACGGACAACGUCAUGCUGAGGGUUUAUCCUGAUGGCAACGUCCUGUACAGCCUCAGGGUCACGGUCACCGCCAUGUGCAACAUGGACCUCAGCCGCUUCCCUCUGGACACCCAAACAUGCUCAUUAGAGAUCGAGAGCUAUGCCUACACAGACGAUGACCUGAUGCUUUAUUGGAAGAAAGGCAAUGAAUCCCUGAACACGGAUGACAGGAUAUCGCUGUCCCAGUUCCUCAUCCAGAAAUUUCACACCACCACCAAGCUGGCUUUCUACAGCAGCACAGGCUGGUACAACCGCUUGUACAUCCACUUCACCCUGCGGCGUCACAUCUUCUUCUUCCUGCUGCAGACCUACUUCCCCGCCACACUCAUGGUCAUGUUGUCCUGGGUGUCCUUUUGGAUCGACCGCAGGGCCGUCCCUGCCAGAGUCCCCCUCGGCAUCACCACUGUCCUCACCAUGUCCACCAUCAUCACCGGGGUCAACGCCUCCAUGCCGCGAGUGUCCUACAUCAAGGCGGUGGACAUCUACCUAUGGGUCAGCUUUGUCUUCGUCUUCCUGUCGGUGAUCGAGUACGCCGCUGUCAACUACCUCUCCACCGUGCAGGAGCGCAAGGAGAGGAAACUCAGGGAGAGGCUGCCCUGCACGUGUGGCAUUGGCAACCCGGACGACAUGAUGAUCGACCCAAUGAUCACCGGAUACGGGACCAUGGACGUCAACAGCACCGGGAAUUACGGCAUGCCGGAGAACGGUGGGCGGCAGGAGCGGAUUCUGGCUCAAGUGGCGCUGAACGAUCCGCAGCUGACGGGCCAGGUGAAGCCCGCCAGGGGCUACGUGAACAUUUGGAUCGACACCCACGCCAUAGACAAGUACUCGCGGGUCGCCUUUCCCGGGGCCUACAUCCUCUUCAACAUCAUUUACUGGUCCAUCUACUCGUAAGGAUCCUCCACGACACAGAGCGCCUUUUUAUGCUGGUGAAAUUGUGAGGAACGCCGCUGCCGCACGAGGACCACUGCCUUCUCAACCCGGCCUUUUGACAACUGCGGAGUCAUGCUGUAACUACAUCAUCACACUGUUUAUGGACAGACUUUUGCUGUGGCUUGAUGUUUCCUCCUUCUCUGAGAGGUGAGCGCCAUUCACAAAGGGUAGUUACUGUUCAGAAAGACGUACCGUCACCUCCUUUGGCAUCUUGGUAAUCAGGGAUGCAACACCUUGAAUGGCAAUCAGUAACCAAACAUUUUGAUUGGCAAUCAGUAACCUAACACUAUGGUUGGCAAUCAGUAACACAACACUUCAAUUGUCAAUCAGUAACCAAACACUAUGAUUGGAAAUCAGAAACGCAACACUUUGAUUGGCAAUCAGUAACCCAACACUAUGGUGGCAAUCACUAUUGCAACACUUCAAUUGUCAAUCAGUAACCAAACACUAUGAUUGGCAAUCAGUAAUCCGACACUUUGAUUAGCAAGCAGUAACGCAACACUUCAAUUGUCAAUCAAUAACCAAACACUAUUAUUGGCAAUCAGUAACGCAACACUUUGAUUGGGAAUCAGUAACCCAACACUAUGGUUGGCAAUCAGUAACGCAACACUUUAAUUGACAAUCAGUGAUCAAACACUAUGAUUGGCAAUCAGUAAUCAAACACUAUGAUUGGCAAUCAGUAACGCAACACUUUGAUUGGCAAUCAGUAACUCAACACUAUGGUUGGAAUUCAGUAAUGUAACACUUCAAUUGUCAAUCAGUAACCAAACACUAUAAUUGGCAAUCAGUAACCCAACACUUUAAUUAGCAAUCAGUAAUGCAACACGUCAAUUGUCAAUCAGCAACCAAACACUAUGAUUGGCAAUCAGUAACGCAACACUUUGAUUGGGAAUCAGUAACCCAACACUAUAGUUGGCAAUCAGUAACGCAACACUUUAAUUGUCAAUCAGUAAUCAAACACCAUGAUUGGCAAUCAGUAACGCAACACUUUGAUUGGCAAUCAGUAACCCAACACUAUGGUUGGCAAUCAGUAAUGCAACACUUCAAUUGUCAAUCAGUAACCAAACAAUAUAAUUGGCAAUCAGUAACCCGACACUUUGAUUAGCAAUCAGUAACGCAACACUUCAAUUGGCAAUCAGUAACCAAACACUAUGAUUGGCACUCAGUAACGCAACACUUUGAUUGGGAAUCAGUAACCCAACACUAUGGUUGGCAAUCAGUAACGCAACACUUUAAUCGUCAAUCAGUAAUCAAACACUAUGAUUGGCAAUCAGUAACGCAACACUUUGAUUGGCAAUCAGUAACCCAACACUAUGGUUGGCAAUCAGUAAUGCAACACCUCAAUUGUCAAUCAGUAACCAAACACUAUAAUUGGCAAUCAGUAACCCGACACUUUGAUUAUCAAUCAGUAACGCAACACUUCAAUUGUCAAUCAGUAACCAAACACUAUAAUUGGCAAUCAGUAGUGCAACACUUUGAUUGGGACUCAGUAACCCAACACUAUGGUUGGCAAUCAGUAACGCAACACUUUGUUGUCAAUCAGUAACCAAACACUAUGAUUGGCAAUCAGUAAUGCAACACUUUGACUGGCAAUCAGUAACCCAACACUAUGGUUGGCAAUCAGUAAUGCCACACUUCAAUUGUCAAUCAGUAACCAAACACUAUGAUUGGCAAUCAGUAAUGCAACACUUUGACUGGCAAUCAGUAACCCAACACUAUGGUUGGCAAUCAGUAAUGCCACACUUCAAUUGUCAAUCAGUAACCAAACACUAUGAUUGGCAAUCAGUAAUGCAACACUUUGACUGGCAAUCAGUAACCCAACACUAUGGUUGGCAAUCAGUAAUGCCACACUUCAAUUGUCAAUCAGUAACCAAACACUAUGAUUGGCAAUCAGUAACGCAACAAUCAGUUGAAAUGUUCUUUUUCAGCACGUUCGACGUGCGUCUCCUUGUGACUUUUGUAUCGCCGUGACGCUAACUGCAUUGCAUCCUUGUGAUUCCACGUUUCAUUUCAAAACAAAAAAUAUAUAAUUUGCAAGUGUAAAAGAAAAAUAAAUCUCAAGCAUUGACUUUUGUUUCU